This is a messenger RNA of Xyrichtys novacula (pearly razorfish), 20203 nucleotides long. Lineage: Eukaryota; Metazoa; Chordata; Actinopteri; Labriformes; Labridae. The record is from the annotation of a GenBank genome assembly.
AGUUCCUGGUUUAACUGUUUACGUGCCGUCGUAGCGUCUGUAACUGUAAAACCUAACGUUUUACAAUCAGUUGGUAUAUUGACGAUUUUUUUGGUCACUUUUAUUCACGUUUUUUGACAGAUUUCCUCGAUAGAAAACACAAACUUGCAGUGCGUGUGGAUCCGCACUGUGGCGCUUUAGUCCCAGUCUAACAGGUGUGUGUGUGAGUGUGUGGGAGAAAACCUGGACUAAAUCUCACAGUAAAUCCCUUUAGCUCUCUGCUGCUGCUGCUGCUGCCUGACUCUCUUUGACUGAUCUCUGCGGGAAGUUUCAGGAAAUGCAGCAGGUGGAAGAAGAGCCGAGAGCAUGAUCGGUACACGGCCGUGAGUGUUUUUAAGACUUUCUCAUAGAAAAACACGCCUCUAUAAUUCAGUAUAACUGGACUGGACUCAGUUAUAUUUACCAGCAUUAACCCUGAAAUCAUUUGACCCCUGUCUCUGUGUGUGUUUGCAGUUCUCCAGCUCCUGUUAGCGUCCACGGCUAACUGCUGUGUGUCUUCAAGGUGUCUGUGGGCGUCGGACAGGGAAACUACUGCGCACUGUUGAACUCGGUUUGUUUAAUAUUCUUCACUUUAAAUGCAGUAUUUAGCUUUUAUUGACUCUGUGGAGGUUGUUUUCUAUGUUGUAUGUAGGUGAGAACUCUGUUUAGAUAACCAGGAGCCUGUAGCUUAUACUGUGGAGACCUGUUUACGCACUGAAACUGCGUUGGAGAAUAAAGUGGGUAUUUCAACUUUCGGUCAGAAAAGACAGGUGUGAUUUUGAGCAGGUGUAGUAUUUUAUUAUUAUUUUUUAUUAUUAUUUUUUUUAAUUUAAAGAAAACAAAACCAUAACAACAACAACAAUAUAUGUAUGUAUAUAUGUAUAUGUAUAUGUAUGUAUAUAUAUAUAUAUAUAUAUAUAUAUAUAUAUAUAUAUAUAUAUAGUGUAGUAUUUUUUAAUGUGAAGAAAAGCAAACAACCAUAACAACAAUUAAAAAAUAUAUAUAUAUAUAUAUAUGUAUAUAUAUAAUAUAUAGUGUAGUAUUGUUUUUUCAAUGUGAAGAUAACCAGAACAACAACAACAACAAUUGGUAAGUAUAUACAUGUAUAUGUAUAUAUAUAUAUAUAUAUAUAUAUAUAUAUAUAUAUAUAUAUAUGUAUGUAUAGUGUAUUUUUUUCCCUUUUUUUUCUCCAAUGUUACGAAAACCAAACAACCAUAACAACAACAACAAUUAAAAUUAAAAUAUAUAUAUAUAUAUAAAUAUAUAUAUAGUGUAGUUUUAUUUUUAUUUUUUUAUGUAAAGAAAACCAUAACAACAACAAUUAAAUUUAAAAAAUAUAUGUAUACAUAUAGUGUAGUAUUUUUUUUACCUAGAGUAACUCAUGUAACUCAUGUCUGUUUAUGAUUUUCUCUCGGGUCAGGUGACGGUGACACCAUGGAUGACAACAGCAUAAAUGACUCCAAUGUAAAAGUCGCCGUCCGGGUGCGACCAAUGAACCGGAGAGGUGAGAGUCCACCUGCAGACAGACUGACUGAAUAUGUGAAUAAAACGUACAGACUGUGUUGGUUUUUGUUUUACUUGUUGCACUUGGAGCAUAUUGGAAUAAAAAUGUAAACAGCAACACCUCCUUUGAGCUUGUGUUCCCACUCAUGUGAUUGAAAUCCUGCUCCACACAAAACCCUCUAAUGCAGACAGAACUGAGGAGCAGAAGCCAUGACCCAACUUUUCCUCUCUGCCAGUUAGCAGGUUGUUCUGUUUGCACAGGCGAGUCCUGGAUGUAUCACCAUAAAUAAACCUAUUUCCUGCCUGACCAUGUUGGGCUGUUUCUGCUGUGAUCACGAGGAACUGGCACACAGGCGGUGAACGCCACCUGCUCUGAUGACACUUGUGUCAGAGACAACAAAUGAAAGUUACAAUGACGAGUGCACAUUACCAUUAAGACCCAUAAUACUUUUAUUUUUUUUUAGGUUUAAACAUGAACACAGUUGUCUCAUUCACAUGUCAACACUCAUGCAGAGUAAAACAGUUUUCAUUUUUAACUGUUUCAUGUCUGUUUCUAUUUAGAAAAAGAUCUCAAGACAAAAUGUGUGGUGGAGAUGGAGGGAAACCAGACCAUUCUGCAUCCAGCCAUCACCAAUAUGAACAAAGGAGAUCCCAGGUGAGCUGCAGAGAGUUUCAAACACCACCUUACCACAUCAGUCUGUAACUACCCUUUCUUUGUUUAGCUAAGAUUCAAUCUGCUCUGUCUGGUGUUACCAUAGUGUGGUUGCUUCUUCUCAGGGUUCUGGUAGAACACUAACGGGUCUGUAGCUACUGUCUCUGUGACAGUCUGUGGAUGUAAGGAUAGGUGGAUGGUCGUUUGUUUACAGGCAGUCUGAGGAGUUUUCUGUUUGAGUGAUGAGUUACUCAAAUGAGUUUUUGUCAAACAUGCUGUCAAAGACUGGGAUGCAUUUCUACAUUUGAUUUGAUUUAGCUCUGAAGUAUCCAGUAAUUUGAUCUCAAGCAGUCAUAUAAAGUUUUUGCUUAUUUACAGUCUCAAUAAAAUAAAAAAUAGCAGCAAUAAAAUCCCUGUCAUCGACCAAAUGUAACCCCUAACUUUGAGUUGAAUUCCUCUAAAAGAUAAAAAACGAAGUUCAGCAGUCUCAGCUCUUCGAUAACCUCGGUCCUGAAGGCCUUUAAACUCAACACGUCAGAGCUGAAUCUCUGUCUUUUGAACCAUGCUGGUUUAUAUGUCCUUGUAGAUUUCUUUCUAGAUGUAAACAGGAAAUCUGUGCAUUGAUGAGUCAGUAUCAGGUCUGUUUUUGUACUUCAACAUUUCCAUUAAAUAGGGCCCUCAGAAAGCUUGACACCAUGAAGAGCGUCUCCAUGCAGUGUCGGUUUAAUGUUUUACCUCAUUAAAGUGGCAGUUACAGUAGAUAUGUGUCACUGAUUUAAUCAUCCGCUGGAUUACAGGACGAUGAUUUUAUACUGACUCUUAACUCGUCCAUCCAGCUCCGUGGAAAAAUCUCCCAUCUUAAUUGUCGCUCCACCCGUCCUCCUUUUUUAUUUUUCCUUCCCAUGUCUUCCUCCUCCCCCCCAGUGUCCUUCCUGCAGCAUUCCUCUCUUUACAAAGGGUGUGUCUGUUCGAGCUCCAUCCUGCUCAGGUAGACGAGGGUUAAAUCAAGAGAAUAAAACAAAGGAAGAAGGGCCGGAGUUAAGACUCGUAACACACGCGAUGAAAACAGAAAAAUGUCCUCGGUGAAAUAUUACCCAAGAAUCCUCGCAGGAGAGAGUGGCGGAGAAAUGACAGAUAUGUGCAGUGAAUGAAAACAUGCCAACGGGCUUGUGUUGAAUGUUUCUGAAUAUGUUUGUUGGUAAAAACAGGACACUCCUUUUUCUCCUGCAGGCGCCCAGAGUAGUGCAGGUUCAUGUUCCCUGCAGGUUUUCUGGCUCCUCUUAACCUCAAGGAAACCCCCGUCUUGAUAUGAAGGUGUGAGUCUCUGUCUUUAAAAAAAAAAAGAGUCUCACAUUUCCUGGUUUUUAUUUACAUUUGUUGUGUGUGGUAUAUUUCUGUGGGUGUCUUUCCUGUCCUGACACGCUUGAGCAGUACUAUAGUUCCCCUGUGGGGAUCGAUGUGAACAGGUUUUACAGGCCCAGUGCGCCGCAGACAAACACCUACCAGAACUAAAGAAGUAAAGUGAUUUCCAGCCGCAGUUCAGCGACUAUUUCUUUCUCUGAAAACAUAAGUUUGUGUGAAAGCAUUCUUGAUUCGUUUCCCAGCGGACUGAAUCCUAUUACGGGGCAUAAUGAGCGUAAUAGAAAAGCUUUUCUGUGAGGAAAGUCUCUGACCAGCCUAUUUCACAAAGUUUGUGCUUUGUCAGCUCUCUGAUUUGCUGCAUGAGUCUCAGGGGGUGUUAAUGUGUUACGACACCCUCGGUCGCUGCAACCAAGACGACAGCAGGAGCCUUCAGACCCCCAAAAAUGAAACCCUUCAUGAGUCAGCAGCUUAGCUUUGAUAAGGACUCUAAUUUUUAUCUGUUUGUGGAGUCGAUGGUUUUCCACACAAUUCUGAUCCAGUCUGUUUGACUCAGUCUUUGUGUUGUUGGUGGUGGCAGACCUGCCGGCCUCCCUCUCCUCCCGUGACUCCUUGGAGCUUCAAGUCUCUGCCAGUUAUCUCAGGAAUGUCCUCACCAGUCCGGGACACACUGGACUUAAUUUUGCUCUUUCAAGGACUGGCUGUGCCUCACAUAGGGAGGCCUUGUUUCAUGAAAGCCUCCUCCCUCCAACCCCUGAAACCCCCGUGUGGCCAAAUUGAUAUUUCUGCCUGAGUGGAGACUGUGUGUUUUGACUUCAUCAGGGUUCAGGUCUUCAAAGGGGGGCGUCCCUGGAAACUGGAUGUGCAAGAUUAAGACUGAUUGAUACAAAACCAACCGUUCUCUCUGCGUUUUUAAUAGAUUUAAAGUUACUGCAAAUACAACUGUACUGAGCUGGUGUUUAUGCUCUUAGUUUUCAACAACAAUAAAGUCAUUAUGAAGUGUAGGAAACACCAACUAAUGGGAAAAAUGUUUAAUCCUAUAAUCCCUUUGUGGUCCAGUAUUUCAACUUAUGACUGGACUCGCUUUGUCCUGAAUGCCUCACGGCCUCUGGAGGCAAUUUGCUAAACAGCUUUUAAAAAAUAAAUCAUAUAAUAAUGAGCAGAAGUGAUAGAAAAAUGGAGACGAAUGUAUAUAACAGAUUUUUACAGCUGAAAUAAGUUUAAAAAGCAGCUCUUUGUCUUCCUUUAUUGAUUAUGACUCAUUAAAACAGCUCUGAUGUACUAAUUUCACAUUUAUCUCACCUAAAUAUGACCAUUAAUGUCCAACAUCAUGGUGCAUUUUUCACAGGACUGAAUUUAAGAGACUUCAACGUGCUGCAGCAUGAAUGUGACACAUCUGGUGUACAAUAUCGUGAAUCCAGGGUUCAAUAAUAACAUUUGACGUCUGCUCUCUGGAAUGUGAGGAUGUUUGCUGACUGAUCUCUGCGAAGCUGCUGUCUGCUGUGGUGGUUAAAUGAAGUUAUAAAGCGGUGACUCUGAGGAUGUGAGUGUUGCUGAAGGUCACAGUCCCCUCUCCCUCCAAAGAGGAUUAUUCUCCUUGACAGAUUUUUAAGCUCACCACUUUACUUUUACUUCUUCUUCUUUCCUCAGUAACAUUGAACUGAAAUGGUCAGAUCUGCUGUGCCUCUCUCUAUUAAAGUGUCCGUGAAGUACCAGCACUUCCUUUUGACUUCAGUGAGAUUGUGUUAUUAUUACAGUAUGUGAGCAGACUACAGCAAUGUCAGGGGAACUGUUGUGACAGUAAUAAUAAUCAGAAUAAAGGCCCGAUCGGAAUAAAAGUGCACCAUGUGAACAUGUCGAUAGGAAGAUUCUGAUCCGAUUUCGGCUCACUUGACAUUAUAAGACUUGGUUUUGAUCCAGAAGGAGAAAGUAUGAUCAAUUAAUUAGAUAGAAAAGUUUUCUUUUAAUAAACAAAUAAAUGUCUCUACAGUCAGUGCAUGUACUGAUAGAUAAAUCAGUUAUCCGUCCCUCACUCAGCUUCAAUCUGUGAAUUUUAAAAGGAAGUCUGGAGGAUUUGAACUCUUCUAUCUGAUAUGACUGAAACCGACACAUCCUGUUUGUUAGUUCAUCCAAGUUUAAAGUCGUUUAAAUGUUCAAAUGCUCUCAAACUAAAGGAGUAACAUGCAGUUUCCUCGAAACUCCACUUAGAGGUACUGUAGUUGUUUCCACUGAGGUGAUGUUGAACUGUGUAUUGCUUUAUAUCUCUAAAAAUGAACUGGUCCUGACCCGGUUAGGAUUUAGGAACGAUUGGUGUUUCAGCUGAGUUAAAAGAGAGUCCGCUUUAUGACACCUGAAGAACUCAGACAUUAGUCCUGUGGAAGGACCCUCCCUCUGUACAGCUGUGUGUUUCCUCAGUCACAUGUUCGUGUUUCUUCUCACUGUGGUUGUUUACUGAUAUUUUGUUUUUUCUCUUUACUGCCUCCAGGAGCCAGCCGAAGGUGAGCAUUAAAACAUUUAUUUUCUAACUCUUUGCAUCAUAAACUGAAGAAACGGGUCACUUGUUAGCUGUUUGUUUGUUUAUUUAUUUUGUUUUUUUCAUCCUUCAGUCUUUUGCUUACGACUACUGCUUCUGGUCGAUGGAUGAAACCCAGACAGACAAGUUUGCAGGUCGGUGCCUUUUCCUCAUUUUCUCUUCUUUUGCACUCUGAGAGGUUUUUCAGGCUUCAGCCGAUCACCUGCUGAAACUGGAGUCAGACUGGAGCACCUGUUUACUGCAGCAGAGCAGAAUCAUUUCAAGAUGGCAUCCUGGAAGCAUUUGGCAGCUUCACGUAUACAUCGAACGAGAACGAAAUGUCCAGUGUGUUUAUUUUGAGCCUCCUUGAAUCCCCCCCCCCCUCUCUCAGUUGUCUGGGUUUUAAAAAGUGUGUUUUCUGACUCAGGUCAGGACGUCGUCUUCCAGAGCCUCGGGGAGAGUCUGCUCGACAACGCCUUCAUGGGCUACAACGCCUGUAUCUUUGCUUAUGGACAGACAGGUAACGUCUGAGGAGCUGUGUGGAGUUUGAAUGUUCUCUCCUACAGACUGAACACAUGCCUGUUAGGUUAAUCGCUCACCUGGAGGUGGGACUGCUGCACGAAUUGUUGUUUGUCUCCAGCUCUGAUGAAUAAUCCAUCAUCAUAAACAGCUAACUCCUCUGUUUCAAGAGUUUAUCUGAGAAGAAAUGAACUUUUGCUCUCAGCUGUAAAAGUUUAAAAAGUUUGCUCUAAGUUUACUUUCUCUUUUCUCAAAACAAACCAAAACUAAACCUCCUUGAAUACCUGUGCGUCUCCAGGCUCAGGGAAGUCUUACACCAUGAUGGGCUCUGCAGAGCACCCUGGUCUGAUCCCUCGGCUCUGCAGCACCUUGUUCAGCCGGACUGUGCAGGAGGCCCGGGAGGGAGAGAGCUUCACUGUGGAGGUCUCCUUCAUGGAGAUCUACAACGAGAAGGUCAGAGACCUGCUGGAUCCUAAAGGGUGAGUGACUGAUAUUUCACGUUCGAGUCUUACACCUGAACUUCGUCCGUUUGCCCCUCACUCCAGCCACUUCCACCAGCUCCUCCGGGGGGAUUCCCAGGCGCUCCCAGGCCAGGCAGGAGAUAUAAUCCCUCCACCUGGUCCUGGGCCGGCCAUGAGAUCUCCUCCCGGUGGGACAUGUCUGGAUCUAAUCCGAUCUAAUCUUAAAAAUCUUUAUAAUUCCUGGCUCGUUUAUUUAUGCCAAAUUUUCCAGCCUGAGAAGUUUUAUUAAAAUUCUCUCUUCUUCCUCAGAAACCGUCAAACCCUCCGAGUGAGAGAACACAAAGUCUUCGGACCGUACGUGGACGGCCUCUCCCGCCUGGCCGUGGCGAGCUAUAAGGUCUUCUAAAAUCACUUCAUGAACUUUAUUGAAUAUGAUUUUCUGGAGCUUUUAUAACAUCCUGUUAUUAAGAGGGAGAGGUUGUAAUUUCAUAAAGCAGUGCAGACCAGACAUGUUUGUUUGUCUCUCUUACAGGACAUCGAGUCUCUCAUGUCGGAGGGGAAUAAGUCUCGCACGGUUGCGGCGACGAAUAUGAAUGAAGAGAGCAGCAGGUCGCACGCCGUGUUCAACGUCAUCCUCACGCACACACUCAUGGACCUGCAGUCCGGGGUACGACACACCGAGGAUCAUAACACUUCGAUUUAACACACCCGAUAACGUUUAUUAUAUUUACUCUGAACGGGAUGAUGUUUCCUGUUUGUUUCAGACGAGCGGGGAGAAGGUGAGCAAACUCAGCCUGGUGGAUCUCGCCGGCAGCGAGCGGGCGGCGAAGACCGGAGCAGCUGGAGAGCGCCUGAAAGAAGGGAGCAACAUCAAUAAGUGAGAAAAAUAUGUGGAAACACUAAAAAAAAACGUCUGAUCUGAGGCCAGAAGAAGUGAAGGAGCUGAGAUUGUUUUUUUUAAAUCGAGAACACAUCUGCGAGCCAGCUUAGAUCAAACCGUCUCAGCAGCUCUUCACUGUUUCUUCACCUCCUCCUCCUCCUCUCUGCUGUGUUUCCUCCUCUUGAUUCCUCUUCUCGGUGUCUCCUCAAGGUCUCUCAGCACUCUGGGUUUAGUCAUCUCGGCCUUGGCUGACCAAGGAGCCGGGAAGAACAAGAACAAGUUUGUUCCUUACAGAGACUCGGUGCUGACGUGGCUGCUCAAGGUACAAAAACAGCAAAUAUUAUCAUCUGUCAUUUCACAUCUAUAGAGUCUAUUUCUAUGUCCCCGUAGUUAGUCCUGGAAAGAUCUAUGAAAGGUUCACAGGUGUGUCUUUGACCUGCAGGACAGUCUCGGAGGAAACAGCCGCACCGCUAUGGUCGCCACCAUCAGCCCUGCCGCGGAUAACUACGACGAGACGCUCUCCACUCUGCGUUACGCCGACAGGGCGAAGAGCAUCGUCAACCACGCCGUGGUCAACGAAGACCCGAACGCCAGGAUCAUCCGGGAGCUCCGAGAGGAAGUGGAAAAACUGAGGGAGCAGCUCACCGAGGCCGAGGUGCGGAUGACCUUCGCCUGUAUCGUAAAUGUUGAACAUUUGAGUGACGUUUUGGUCUUUAACGCAGCUUCUUCUUCUUCUUCUCCUUCUUCCACUCUCAGUCUAUGAAGGCUCCUGAGCUGAAGGAGCGUCUGGAAGAGUCGGAGAAGCUGAUCCAGGAAAUGACGGUUUCCUGGGAGGAGAAACUGAGGAAGACCGAGGCGAUUGCACAGGUAAGAAAACAGACGAGAAGUUGAGUGACGGGUUUUAAACUGGAGACUAAACUUAAACUCGAGUCCUGCGUCUCAUCGAGCGUCAAAUCUUGUCCACAGGAGCGUCAGAAGCAGCUGGAGAGUCUGGGCAUCUCCCUUCAGUCCUCUGGAAUACGCGUGGUGGACGACAAGUGUUUCCUGGUCAACCUCAACGCCGACCCCGCCCUGAACGAGCUGCUGGUCUACUAUCUCAAGGUAUCAGGAAGUGGUUCAUCACAGGUUAAAAUACGUGAACAUGAGAUCUUUGCUUCAAACCGACUCUCCUCUGUGUUUAGAACCACGCCCGCAUUGGCUCGGCGAAUUCGCAGGACAUCCAGCUGUGCGGGAUGGCCAUCCAAGCCGAACACUGCGUCAUUGACAUCACAGAGAGCAAUGGCGUCGUGUUGACUCCUCACCGUAACGCUCGGUACGUACUCGCCCUGGAUCAACGAGUGAAUUCUCUACAGCCCCACCUCUUGACCACUUUGUAAAAACCUUGUCUUCAUCUGUAGGACGUGUGUAAACGGCGCCACAGUCACCAGUCCAGUCCAGCUCCAUCAUGGCGACCGGAUCCUGUGGGGGAACAACCACUUCUUCAGGUACGUGAUGAGUUUGAAUCUGGAUCCCGCAGACAUGUAGACACGUUUCCAUCUUCUCCUUCUUCUCUCUCACAUUUUCACACGCGUUCACAGGAUCAACCUGCCCAGGAACAUGGUGCAAGCCGAAGAGAGUGGCGCCGUGAUGAAGACGUGUUUGAGCACUGACCAGCUGGAGGUGGACUUGGACGCCUCCAGCGACGUGUCCAGUGAGCUGAGCUUCGGCUACGAGGCUGCGCAGACGGAGGUCAUGAUGAAAGGCAUGGGGAACAACGGUGAGUCCGCCUGAAGUCUGAUCAGAUGAUUAAAGAGUACCGUGUGUUUCACUGUCAGGAGUUUUUCUCUGACUCUCUUCCUCCCUCUGAUCCGUCUCCUCAGACCCGCUGCAGUCCGUGUUGCAGACCCUGGAGAGGCAGCACGAGGAGGAGAAACGCAACGCCCUGGAACGACAGAGGCUGAUGUACGAACAGGAGCUGCAGCAGCUCCGCCGACGCCUCACCCCCGAAAAACCCUCAAACCUCCUGGACCCGGCGGGCUUGGUUCCCGGCGGAGCACCUACGUCCCACAAACGCAUGCGCCGCUGGAGCGAAGACAGGUGAGAAACGGUUAUAGAUUUUCUUCUCAACGUGAAAUCUUCAGAGGGUGAAGUAUCUAAAAAAAAAAACGUAUUUCAGAGAAGCGAUGAUGACUCGCAGCCUGAGGCGUCUGAGGGAGCAGAUCGUGCGCGCCAACCUUCUGGCACAGGAAGCCGGCUUCAUAGCAGAGGAGCUCAACAAGAGAACAGAGUACCUGGUCACUCUGCAGAUCCCUGCGGCCAACCUCAACGCCAACAGAAAGGUCGAGUGUCUGUCUGAGAUCGUCACAGAGGUUUUCUGACUUCUUCUGUGAACGGCAUGUUGAAAUAAAAAACUGCUUUUCUUCACAGCGGGACGUCGUACUCAGUGAACCAGCCAUCCAGGUACGGCGUAAAGGGAAAGGGAAGCAGAUCUGGGCUCUGGAGAAGAUGGAGAACCGGCUGGUGGAUAUGAGGGAGCUCUACCAGGAGUGGAAGGACUUUGACGAAGACAACCCUGUGAGUGAAGAGAGACCGGAGCGAAAAUAACCCACAGAGCUCAGAUUAGAUGGAUGGAUUAUAAUCCUUAUUAUAACGUGCCGUUAUGUAUGGACGUGUAUUUCAUUCACUUACAACAAAAAGAAGGAAACAUUUUUUUUUAGUAAAAUUUUUUUCUGACUUUUUUUUUUUUCAUCUUUCAAAUUUGAACCGAAAAGGAAAAAAAAAGUCUGAAAACAGAAAAGAAAAAAAAAUGUCUGAAAAACAGAAAAGUAAAAAAAAAAAACAGCCCGAAUGACAGAAAAAAAAUCUCAAAAACAGAAAAAAAUAAGUCAGAUAAACAGAAAAUAAAAAAAAUACAGAAAAACAAAAAAAAGGACACAGAAAAAAAAAUUGUCCAAAAAACAAACAAAAAAAAUUAGUCCAAAAAACAGAGCUUCUUUUUUUUGGGGUGAAUACAUUAGUCUUCCAUAGUUAUACGAUUUUAUACAGAUAUGUUAUUUUUCUUUCUCAAACUAAAAAAUCUUUCUCCUGUGCUGUCGUUGUCUCCUCCUUAGGUGAUGCGCUCCUAUUUCAAGCGUGCCGACCCGUUCUUCGACGAGCAGGAGAACCACAGUCUGAUCGGUGUGGCGAACGUUUUCUUGGCGUGCUUCUUCUACGACGUGAAGCUGCAGUACGCCGUCCCCAUCAUUAACCAGAAAGGAGAGGUAACGGACGAUUGAUUUUGAACAUCAGCGGGUGAAAUAAAAACGUGUUUUAGACUUUUUCAGUUUGUUUUGUUUACUCGUUUAAUUUUCUGUAAUACACCUCAGCGACAAAUAUCUGAAGUGUUUUCUGCACAUUUGCGUGUUAAUAUUGAUUUGACUCAAGCCUGUGUGUGUGUGUGUGUUUGUGUGCAUGUGUGUGUGGCAGGUGGCGGGUCGACUUCAUGUGGAGUUGUGGCGAGGCGAGCAGGAAUCUGAGGGGGAAGCUCCAAAGCAGUCCGACUCUCAGCAGAGCGGCGCAGACGGCGAUCUGCAGGAGCGCCGGCUGGAGUGUGUGGUGAGAACGUGCACGUGGACUGAAAGAGCUGACUCAGCAAAUAAAUAAUGCACAAUUGGGCAGUGUGGACCUGAAUCCUGCACAUGGCAGCUCUCAUAUACUGUGAUGAGAUUUUGAGUCUGUCCUGCAGGAUUGUAACGUGAUUGGUCGAGCUUUGGCGCCUGUUGUCCAUGUUUUUAUUCGAAGGUCAAACCUGCCUUCAAAAGUAAAUAUCUGUCUACUCCACUAUCUUUGUUGACCAUGUGAUAAGACGUUUCCUCAACUUCACCCUCUCAGGUCAAAAUCCUGCAGGCCAACGGUCUCCCUCGCCAUCUGUCCAACUUUGUCUUCUGUCAGUACCACUUCUGGGGGCAGGAGGAGGUGAUCUUCAUCGCCCCGGAGGUGGCGCCCGGCAGUCCUUCCUCUACCUCCAGAGACCCUCAGUGUACCGUGGUCUUUGAUAGUGCCAAGGUGACGCUCUCAGACACACACACACUCAUCAACCACUCAUGUAUUUGUCUCACGUCUUAUUUUCUCUCGUUUUAGGAGUUUUCAGUGCCGGUUUCAGAGGAUUUCGUGGAGUUUCUGACCGAUGGCGCUGUUGCUAUCGAAGUGUACGGACACAAACAGGCCAACCAUCGCAGGAACUUGGCGCUUUGGGACCUUGGAGUGAUUCAAGCCAAGACCAGGUCCCUCAGAGAAAGGUGAAGAAACACGAGUGCCUUUUAGAGAUCCGCCAGACCAGGAUCCGUAUCUGAGAGAUUUUGUUUUCACCUUAAACUUCUAGAUGGAGCGAAGUGACCCGCCGUCUGGAGUUGUGGGUGCAGCUGAUGGAGCUGAACGAGGCGGGAGAGUUUUCAACCGUGGAGGUCCAACCCGCUAAAGACGUGCGCACAGGAGGAAUCUUUCAGCUCCGUCAGGUUUGAAGGAUUAAAAAAAUAAUAAAACAUCCACGAGAGCGACAUGAAGAAGAGUUUUCAGCCUCUGCUUCAUCUUCCUUCAGGGUCAGUCCCGUCGGGUUCGAGUAGAGGUGCGUCCGGUACCAGACUCCGGCACCAUGCCCCUCAUAGCGACCUCGAUCCUGUCAGUGUCCAUCGGGGACGUCAAGAUCAGACAAGCUCGCCCAACGAAAGGCAGCGAGACACACUGGGUGAGAGCAGAGGCGAACUCUGACGGAUGAUCGGAUAUCUUAAUUCAAAAAAUCUUAAAACCUUUAAUUCUGAUUUCAGGGAGAGAGUGAGGAGAUGGACAGCUACCAGGUAUGUAGACGACCAGUUUAAAAGACAGAUUUCCCUCAGCUCUAGAGUUUUCUCUCCUGACUGUGUGUGUGUGUGUCCGUGUUCAGGAGGUCGACCUGGAGAGGAUGAGGGAACAGUGGCUCGACAUCCUCACGCAGAGACAGGAGUAUCUGGACCAGCAGCUGCAGAAGAUCGUCUCUAAACCAGGUAAAACUUAAACUCAAUCAUGUCAUUUGUAACCAGAGAUCAGCUUCUCAUUUUUCUCUUUUCGUGUUUUUAUCGGCAGAUAAGUCCGAGGACGACGUGGAGAGGGAGUCCCAGCUGCUGGAGUGUCGCCUGACGCUCACCGAAGAACGUAACGCCGUUCUGGUGCCGUCAGCUGGGAGCGGCAUCCCGGGAGCUCCAGUAGAGAGGUGAGCGAGGAAAGGAGGAAACAUCUGCACACUUUCAUUUUUAUUUUGAUCUGCGAACAAAUAAGGUUUCAUGGUUCUGAUUCAUGGUUGCUGUUUCUCUACAGGGUCCCCGUCCCUGGGAUGGAGACCCAUGUUCCUGUCCUGUUCCUGGAUUUAAGUGGUACGUCUCACUUCCUGCUACACAAGUUUGUCAAUCCUCUGUAAAGAUAUAAUAAGUUUUCUAUCCCUCCUUCAGCUGAUGAUUUCCAGUCCAGCCUUUCAGCGACAUUAGCCGGCGGUUUGGACGCGUUACUGAGUGGAGAAGAUGACGACGAAUUCUUUGACCUUCAUAUCGUGAAACGCCACGACCCUGAUGUAAACGUCACAAACGUUUCCUCUUAUAGUUUGAUCAUUUACAGACCAGGAGGAUCCCUGAUUGAUGAAGUCUUCCUGUUUUUGAUCUGGUCCAGGUGAAGGUGGAGGCCUCUUGGGACUCAACGAUCCACGAUUGUCCUCAGCUGAGUCGCGUCACAUCAGCUGACCAGAGGGUCUACUUGACAAUCAGCGCGGUGGUCCAGCUGAGCCACCCGGCCCACAUGCAGCUGGUUCUGAGGAAGCGGAUCUGUGUGAAUGUGACCGGGAGGCAGGUAGGUGGACUCUGAGAUGUCAGGAGGAAGAAGACUGAGACAAAAACAGACGUCAGAGGAUCAGAGAUGAUGAAGUUCUGUGUGUUUUUGUUUGUCAGGGUUUCGCUCAGAGUCUGCUGAAGAGGAUGUCCCAGCGCAGCACCAUCCCCGGCUGUGGGGUCACCUUCGAGAUCGUCUCAAACAUCCCAGGCGUAAGUGCAGAGUUUUUCGCUCAGAGUGAAGCUGAAGCUGGUUUUUGUCACCACCAAAAUUUUCACUCUCCGCUCCCACAGGACAUCCACGGUCCAGAGGACAGGGAGAUGUUGGCCAGACUCGCCGCCAGCACAGACGACGACCAGUCUGCCGACAGCGAGGCGGCGAUCGAGAAAUACCUGCGCAGUAUCCUGGCCGUGGAGAACAUCCUGACUUUGGACCGACUCCGACAGGUCAGGAAACAUCUUCAUGAAAACUGAAGUUUCAUAAAAGUCGAGGCGGUGAAUCAAAUAUUCAGUGUGUGCGUCUUUGGGUGUGUAGGAGGUGGCGGUGAGAGAACAGCUGGCAGUCAGAGGGAAAUCUGCCAGACGCUGCCUGAGCUCGCCAAACAUCAACCAGGUAAGAUCUUCAGAUUCACUUUUCGAUGCUGCAGAGUUUCAGUGUUUGUGAACAGACUCAGUGUCCUCUACGACAGAGGACAUAAGAUCUGUGUUGGUUUAUCUUAAACUGGUUCCUCUCUUUUCCUCAGUCUUCUUUUGGUUUGAUGGCAAAAACACUGACUGUGCAUCACUAACCGACUGAUUUUCUGAGUGUGUUAAACUUCUGGUUGUUCAGCUGCUUCUUGACUCUCAUGUUUUACUAACCCUGGCUCUAACCUUUAAAGCAGUUAUCGGCCAGCAGUCUGGAUCUCUACUCCUCCAAUCAUAAGCUCGGUGACUUCAAGGUGAGACACGGCUGAACCUCUUAUUUCUAUCUCUGUUUGUUUCUGAUCUGGGAUGCAGCUCCAUGUCUUCUCUUAACGCAGCACUCUUUCUUGUUUGCACGAUAAUCUCACAAAUCAGUGUCAUUGUCAAAUCUGAUUAUGCUGAUUAUGAUGAAGAGAAUAAUCCAGAAUGUGAAUAUUUAAUUCAGAUUCCUGGGCAGAAAUAAAAAGUCCCAGAUUUCAGGAAAUAGAUACUGUCCAUGUAGAUUUCAGGUGUCUCAUCUUCUCUGUGUCUGUGCACAGGGCUGGGACAGCCACAUGGACCUGUCUUUGGUUCCUCCCUCCACCAAAAGCACCCUGACGAGCUCCACAUCCCAGAACCUGAACCCUGAGCCCGGUAAGACUGAUCCAACCAUGAAAAGAGUCUGUACUCCUACUCCUACCUUUACUAACAUCAGCUUUGUUUUGGUUUAGCUGUAUCUGUCACUUUACUGACUUUGUACUAACAUAACUCUGUUUCCUGCCUUUAACGCCUCAUUUCUCUCCUUAUCUCCUCCUUCCUGCUCUUGCAUCCUCCUCUUUUCUUCUCCUUUCCCCCUCCAAUAGUGCAUUCAGGUUUUGCUGCAUCUUAUCUCCCUCCAGUCAAGGCCGUCCCCAAGCUGCUGAAGUCUCUGAUUCCUGGUGGGAAGGAAGACGUUAAAGACCCGACGCCGGUCCAUCAGCAGGUACUGGAUUUAGUCGGAUUCUUCUGCUGUCUUUGAAAAGUUUACAUUAUGCAUCACUGCAGCCCAAACCUGAGUCUCCCCUCUGUUUAUCAGCAGCUAGACUUAUUUCAUCUGUUGCCAUAGAAACGGAGCUAUUGCAAAUGGAUUUCACAGAGAAUAGAAAGUGUAGAAGUAAACAGUAUAUUAAUGCCUCAGUACCCAAGGUGAGUCAGUGAGUAAAUGAAGGCUUGAUUUUAUCUGCUGUCUGCUCCCGUCUGAUGUUAAAUGUUUUUGACUGAAUCUUCUGAAUAAUUUUAAUAUAAAUUAGAGGAAGAAUAAAACCAGUUAUGAAAACCACAAUCAACCCUUAAAUUUACUCUCACAGUUAAAGUUAAAAUGCUUCUAAAGUGGUUGAUGGUCUAUGACAUGAUUUGAAGUUCACUAACAGCUCCUGUGUUUAGAGGAGGGUGAAUCAGAUCAGGUGAGCUCUUUAGCACCCUCACUCCACCACUACUACAUCCUCCACUGCUCUCUAAUCAUGCACCAUCAGGACCCUGGAGUCUGCAGGCAACCACUUCAGCAUCUGAUUUGACUGAUUAGCCCCCCGAGGCGGAUAAGGGAGCUAAUCAGGGAAUUCAAAACCAUCAGCUCUUUUUGUUGCUUUGUUUGAGGCUAUCACUCUGCACUUACAGCAUGUCUGAACUCAUGUUUGAACUAUUCGAGUAAAACUAACAUUCACCAGACUUGUUGUGUUGACUUGCAGGUCGAACCUCCUGAGAAAGAGCAGUGUAGGAUAGAUGUGUUUGACCUGCUCUCAGAUGGUAGACCAGUUGUCCAUGUAGGUUGUUGUUUUGUAACUUUGAUCAGCAGCUUUUCACAUAUAAGUGAUGAUUCCCAUAAAAUUCAACCGUGCUGAUUCAAAUUCUCCAAAACUACAAGAAAACAGUAAAAAAAAUCAAGUUUUGUAAAGAAAUCUUAUCAAAACUCUCAUUUUUCUAUUUUUCCUAUUUAUUUAAAUCAACUUAAACAUCAUCCAAAAAGCUGAAAAAUCAUAUGUUGCUUUGAAUGUAGCUUAAAACAUGAAAUAUAUCUUUUCAAAUUCAGUUUUUAUCGUAGUUCCAGUUACUAGAAUGCUGGGUUCUGAAAUGAAGGGUUCUAGAGUAAAGGGUUCUAGAAUGCAGGGUUCUGGAGUGAAGAGUUCUAGAAUUAAAGGUUCUAGAACACUGGGUUCUGGAAUGAAGAGUUCAUAAAUGCUGGGUUUUAGAAUGAAGGGUGCUAGAAUGCAGGGUUCUGGAAUGAGGGGUUCUAGAAUGAAGGGUGCUAGAAUUCUUGGUUCUGAAAUAAAGGUUCUGGAAUGUAGGGUUCUGGAAUGAUGGGUUCUAGAAUGUAGGGUUCUGGAAUGCAGGGCUCUAGGAUGCAGGGUUCUGGAAUGAAGGGUCCUGGAAUGAUGGGUUCUAGAUUGCAGGUUCUAGAAUUCUGGGUUCUUGAGUGAGGGGUUCUGGAAUGUAGGGUUCUGGAAUGAAGGGUUCUAGAAUAAAGGGUUCUAGAAUGUUUGGUUCUGGAAUGAAGGGGUUCUUUAAUGUAGGGUUCUGGAAUAAAGGGUUUGGAAUGAAGGGUUCUAGAAUGUAGGGUUAUGGAAUGUAGGGUUCUUGAAUGAGGGUUCUAGAAUGCAGGGUUAUGGAAUGGAAGGUUCUAAAGUGCAGGGUUCUAAAAUGAAGGGUUAUAGAAUGCAGGGUUAUGGAAUGAAGGAGCCUUAAAGGGUCAGCAGCCUGAAAUGUGCUUAAAUCUUGUUAAACUGUAAAUCAUCAGUUUAACAAGCUAUUCCCACAUCCUGUGAGUCCCUAGGCUCAAAUAAAUCAGCAUAACACCUCCUCUUUGAGCUUUUUAUGUCAUGUCAGCUUUCUGAUCACUUAAAUAAGUUUGAUCAGUUUCUCCCUCUUAAAUGCUCUUUUAUAAAAUUCAUUGUUAUUAUUAUUAUUAAUUACAAUAAUAGGCUUAUUAUUGUAAUUAAUAGUCAUGAUCUGUCAAAUUUACAGUUCUCAAAAAUCUGCAUUACUGUCAAAUGUUUUGAUAAUACAAGACUGAAAACAGUAUAAACUCACUCAAAAACACAUCUUAAAUUCGGCUUGAUAGAUUUGGGAUUAUUUUGCAUAAAUGUCAAUAUUUGAAAUCCAUUUGGUUUCUCCUUCAGAGUCUUCCUCGCAUCAUGGUGCAGUCAGCAAGUGUAGAAGAGGGGCUGAGUAAACAUCAACAUCCUGUGAGUUCCUACAAGAAAAAGAAACCCUACUUUUUCAUGAGUACCGCCAGUCAUAGUUUCUUCUUGUUUGAAUCAGAAUUAAUUUAAAAAAGCAAACCCCUCGUCUGAAAUGUUUAGUAACAAAAACCUUUUGUUGCUUUGGAUCCACGUUUAGGUCCCUAUUGAGGAUAUCUUUAGUCCUGAUUCUCAUCCAGAAAGUCCCAGACCUGUCAGAUCCGUCCCCCUUCCACCGCCAAUCAUCCCAGAGGCGGAGGAAUCCACCCCCAGCCCUGUUAGCGAAUCAUCGAGCGGUUACAUCUCCACAAGUAUUUCCACUGCGACCCUGUCAGACGUCUACACUCUGAGCUGGGACCUGCCGCCGUUAUCCAGCUUUGACAUGAUGACUGACGAACACGAGGAGGACACCAAAUUCCAGCAGGCGUCAGAUAAUCGGAAAGCUGAGGAGAGGACUGACUUACUGACGACUAAACCACAUGAUUCCCUAACAGAGUCAAAGUGGACUCAGCAGGACCCAAACGAGUCCCUUUCAGACCAGAAGGAGGAGUCAAGUGAGCCUGAUGUAGUCCCAACAGUCCAGACCCAACAACAGCAAGACUCAGAGGUCGAGCACGCUGGAUCAGAAGGAUUAGACGACUCAGACCACACUGACCUUUAUUCCUCAUCAAUUCAGGAGGACAAACCUGAGACCCCUGAAAUAGAACCAGAACCAGAACCCCCACAAGUGGAGCCAGAGCCCCCACAAACAGAACCAGAACUCCCACAAACAGAACCAGAACCCCUUCAAAUAGAUCUCCAGCAAGUUUCUACAGACAAAACUGAACCCUGUGAAACCCAGCCAUCCCCAUAUGAAAGCCAGGAAGAGUCUGAAACCAUCGCUGAACCUCCAGAAGACCAAAAACCCUCUGACAGUAUACAGGUUUCGGUCUCAGAUGUCCCUGAAGUCUUGGUCCCAGCUCCUGCCCCAUCUGAAGAUCUUGUUCCUGAAGCUCCUCUUGAAGAAACAGCCACUCCUGAGGACUCAGACCCAAAUCCUACCUCCACCCUGAGUUCUUCACCCACCACAGAAGAAGCUCCACACGAAGAACCUGCCAGUGUGUCUCCAGAGACUCCCACAGCCCCAGAUCCUCCUCUGUCCACUGAUAAGCCUUCAAAACCUGAUCCCUCGGGGGCAAAUCCCUUCAAGAUCCAAAAAGUCAAAUCCUCAGAUCUCAAGUCAUUUCAGGAAAUUGUGGAUGAUGAGGAGGUUAAGAUUCUGAAGGGUGACCCGGCUAGCAGCCUCGGGGCAGAACUUUCUCUUUCCGUGCCGAUGGAAAACCUGGAAAUCAUUUCGGACUCCGAGGAAGGAGAUCCAGCGGCUGUUCUACCCGACUGGAUGAAGGAGGGCGAGUUUGUGACAGUGGGGACCAAUAAAAGCGGCACCAUCCGCUACAUAGGACCCACAGAUUUCGCAAAUGGUACCUGGGUCGGGGUGGAGCUGGAAGUUCCUGCAGGUCAGUGGAAUCGGUCCGUCCUGGUCCUUUAAACCCGUUCUGUCUCACAGCCUCACAGGUGAAUCUCAUUUUGUGUCUCCUUGCAGGAAAGAAUGACGGCUCAGUGGGGGGAAAGCACUACUUCCACUGUAACCCUGGUUACGGCGUGCUGGUAAGGCCGGACAGGGUUAGCCGCGGCGGCACCAAGCGGCGCCGCCAGCAGCAGCAGCAAAAGCGCCGCAGUGCCAACCUAUCUGGAUCCAGCCCUAACCUAGCAGCCCUCACCGCGCUUGCAAAAGGCGAAGGUGGAGGGGCGUCGCCCGGCCGCAGCAAAGGAGACAACCGCAAGUCCUGGAAUACUUGAGGUGGUUGGCGUUGGCGUGUAGAGCUUUUACCUUUUACUCAUCACUUGUAUGUGGAUUACAGGAUCUACUUACAUGAAAGAUCGAGAGCCAAAUGAUAAACUGUUCUCAAUGAGGAGGAGGAACCAGCGAAUCAUCUAUCAGAGACGUGAACGCCUACUGAAUUCGAUCAGGAAAGUUUUGAAAAUCAUAAAUAUUGAAUGUUUUAUCAGAAAAUCAGAAUUAUUUUAGAUAAUUUAUUAAAUUUUUAAGUGAAGCAGUUUUAGAAAACGGUCACUUUUGAUCUGCAAAUAUUUCACUCGCCAAGGAAAGAGUCUGUUUGUCCUAACUCACUAAAUAACCAGACACUGUGAAGUUACUCAUAUGUUCUGCUGCUGCAUGUUUGGAUCAACCUUUUGACUUUUGUGAAUUAAAUCUGCUGUAAAUGUGUAAUUUUUUUCUAACCCUGUGCCUUAAAACAAAAGUGCCGUCUUGAUAGACUAGACCACCAAAGACCGUACUCCCGGGGGUUCGAAUGUACCCACUGGAGCUGGUUUUGGCUCCUGGAUGUGGACUUUCUUUGGACACCUUUCCCUGAUGAGUUUGAUUACGGUUUGUCUCUAUGCAAGCGUGUUGAGGUUGUCGAUCUGUGUGUUAUGAGAGGAUUCUUAAGGGACUGUGUGAUUGUUUUCAUUUUUGCCUGUUAAAGAAGAUAUUUUGUACCUGUGCAUUCAAGUUGAUCAUUUUUACUCUUUGGAUGCUUAUUUAUUUCCAUGAAAAUAAAAACACACUUGGUCAAACAUG